This is a messenger RNA of Lactuca sativa (garden lettuce), 1489 nucleotides long. RefSeq names its product SNARE associated Golgi protein family. The record is from RefSeq and is a predicted model, not a curated record. NCBI's taxonomy places the organism in Eukaryota, Viridiplantae, Streptophyta, Magnoliopsida, Asterales, Asteraceae.
UUGUGACGCCCAAACCUGGGGAAUUGGUGUACCGCCUACAAACCGUAUAAAAAUGAGAGGAACAGCGCUCAUCUUCUUUGUUCUUCUUAUCUUGAAGAAUCCACUGUUUAUCGAACUCUAAACAGAAAUCAUCCACUUAGAAUGCGCAUCCUUUCGAGGCCACCGUGCCUCUCAUCAUAUUCUGCUCCUUCUCGAUCUCAAUCACUCGCCAGACACAACUUCCAUUUCUCAAUUUCAACUUAUUCUACUUCUACAUCAUGUUCAUCAUCAUCGUCUUCCUUUAGUUUCUUUAGCUUUAGACCCUUCAAUAAGCGGUUUCAUUUCAUUAACCCACCUCGUUCUUCCCUCAAACAAACCAAAAAACAGCAACGAACCCUUCAAACUAAUGCCCCACCACCACAAAGCAGCAUCAGAAGACUCUUGAACUUGAACGAUAAUCCUAAAGACGAUGGUGGUGGCGGAAAUGAUGAUGAUGAUGAUGAUGAUGAUCAGAACGAGACUGCGAUUAAGGGGACAAUUUUAGCUGGUUUGUUGCUGGUGGGUGUUGUUGGUGGGUUUGGUACUGUUGGGUACAUCUAUAGAGACCAGAUCAAUGCUUUUCUGAUUCAGUUUUCUAGCUUCAUUGAAGGAUAUGGCCCUGCUGGAUAUGCACUUUUUGUUGCAGUUUAUGCUGGCUUGGAGGUACUUGCAAUCCCCGCGAUCCCACUGACAAUGUCAGCGGGUCUUCUUUUUGGGUCAUAUACAGGCACAAUUCUUGUCUCCAUAAGUGGAACUGUGGCUGCAAGUGUUGCAUUUCUAAUUGCUAGAUAUUUUGCUCGUGAUCGGAUACUUAAAAUGGUUGAAGGCAAUAAAAAAUUCCUUGCAAUCGAUAAAGCAAUUGGAGAAAAUGGUUUUAGAGUUGUCACACUUCUUCGUUUGAGCCCUUUGCUCCCGUUUUCUCUUGGAAAUUACUUAUAUGGCCUUACAUCAGUCAAGUUUGUCCCAUAUGUUUUGGGAAGUUGGCUGGGGAUGCUACCAGGAACAUGGGCUUACGUUAGUGCAGGUGCAUUUGGUCGAGCAAUCAUUCAAGAAGAAUCGGAUUUGGGUUUGGCAGGGGGAAGUAAUCAGCUUUUGACUCUAGGUGCCGGAUUACUUGCAACUGCCCUCGCUGCAACCUACGUCACACGUUUAGCCAAGGAUGCUAUGAAAGACAUUGAUGACUAAGAUCUUGGCUUGUAUCAGACUGUAUAAGUACUAAGUAGUAUCAAUACCAGUAUUGUAAAUCCAGAAAGGCCACUUGUUGAAGUAAAUUGUAAAUUUUUAAUGGCUUUAAGCAAAACUUUAUAUCCGGUCAUUGCAUUAGGUUACGUUUGUUACAUGAACAACAUGACACGGAGAGGCUAUCUUUGAAUAUGCUGAUGAAUGAGGGCAUUCAAGUCUUUUGCACACAUGUGAAUCUAGAGAAACUCCCUUGUCCCAAUUUCUUAUAAAAAGUUGCAGUUUUUUAUCA